AUUUGGACUGCGACUUCUCAGGAGGAGACUUCUGUGGCUACUAUGAAUCACGUACAGACAAUUUUGAUUGGUCUUUGGGUUCAGGUCCAAUUUCCUCCACUAACACAGGACCUGCCAGUGACCACACAACUGGGUCAGGAAACUACAUUUAUAUUGAGUCUGCAUUGCCACGAAGACCUGGUGACAAGGCUGUUCUUGUAUCUGCUGUCAUGGCUCCAACAGUUGGUGACAACUGCCUCAGGUUCUGGUAUCACAUGUACGGGCUUAGCAUAAAUACUCUAAAUGUGUACAUUGUCACUGGCCCAGGAGUGUACAACUCCAAACGCAUUUGGACACGAUCAUUAUCCCAAGGAAAUUCUUGGCAUCUGGCAGAAGCACCCGUUAGCUCUAACAUAACUUGGCAG
Candidula unifasciata is the source of this 404-nucleotide messenger RNA. The record is from the annotation of a GenBank genome assembly. Lineage: Eukaryota; Metazoa; Mollusca; Gastropoda; Stylommatophora; Geomitridae.